CCGUCAGUCAGGGCCCAUGGCCCACGUCCCCGUCCUCGCACGCCACGCUUCCUCUCUCUCGAUUUCUUCCCGCGUUCCCUAUCCAGUUCUAGCUUAAAGCUCCGACUCCCCCCGCCUACAAAAACCCCCAAGUCCCCAACCUGCAGCAGGGCAGAGGCAAAGCAAGCAACGCAGCACAGAGCCGCCACAGAUCCCCAAGCAAACCCUAGCGGGCGAGCAGAGAUCGUGCUUGCAGCGAUGGAGGCGGUUGCCGGCGGCGCCGGAGAUGUGGUGCGGGUGGAGGCCCCAGUGAAGAUGCCGGCAGAGCACCUGGUGAGGCCGGUGCUUCCGCAGGGGGGGCAGGAGGCACCAAAUGUUGACCAUGUAGUAGCGGGGAAGAUUGAUUUGGAAGGUCAAAACAUGGGUGUGUCAGAAAAGUCAGGAGGCAUCAUGGGGAACACAAAUGAUGAGAUGUAUGAUUCACUACGAUUAAUUCAGGAAGAACGGGAUGAUCUUCUUUUCAAGCAACAGAUACUUGAAGAAUUUACUGCUGAAUGUGAUAUGGCCAUUCAGAAAAUCUUGAUUGAAGGGAAGAUGACACCAGAUGUGAUAUCAAUAAUAGACAAAUAUAAGAAUAUGUUGGAACUUGCCAAUUCAUCUUUCUCUGGAUACGGCGAUCAAAUCUUGACCACAGAGAGGUUGAGAAUAAGAAUAAGGGUGGCACUCCCCCUGAACAGUAGAUGCCAAGAGCUAGAUGAGAUCUGCCGGGACAACAACUGGAUACUCCCUAGAUAUGUGGUGCUACCUUCAGUAGAAGAUGGAAUGUUCCAGGCCAGUGUACGUAUGGUGGGCCUGGAUUUUGACAUGAGAAUUGACGGUGAUCGUUGUAUGACCCCACGUGAAGCGAGGGGCUCUGCGGCUGCCUAUAUGAUACAUGAGAUUCAAAAGAAAGGCGGAAGAAGAGAAGACAGAGGAAGAGAAGGCAGGAUAUGCAAAGUUGCCUAAUUAAACUCCUUAAAUUGUGAACCGGCAGGUGGCUGAGAAAAACUGUGGUAGCCUCGUCAGUACAACUUUGGACCAAACUUCCUGAGACAAAUAAUUGUCUUGUUGCCUUUUCUAUCUUCUAUUAAACCUGGCAAAGGUUACUCCUCGUGGACAAUAGUCGUCUUGGUCUACAUAUAUAGUGUUUGUCAGUCGGAAAGGUAGAUGGUGGUGAUUGGUGGGUUACAAGAAGUUGUGAACCAUGUGUCUUGAAUUUUGAAUCAGUUGUGUUGAACCGCAGAACAGUUGGAUGUAUGUUAUCUGGUUUUGAAAGAUAGACAAAACUUCCCUA
Molecule: messenger RNA, 1312 nt
Organism: Brachypodium distachyon (stiff brome)
Lineage: Eukaryota; Viridiplantae; Streptophyta; Magnoliopsida; Poales; Poaceae
Exons: 7
Coding region: 238-984 (248 amino acids)
Source: RefSeq, a predicted model, not a curated record